This is a messenger RNA of Saprolegnia diclina VS20, 918 nucleotides long. RefSeq lists its product as hypothetical. Bases 1 to 918 code for a protein of 305 amino acids. The transcript has 2 exons. The record is from RefSeq and is a predicted model, not a curated record. NCBI's taxonomy places the organism in Eukaryota, Oomycota, Saprolegniomycetes, Saprolegniales, Saprolegniaceae.
AUGACUACCUGCGGCGCGGACACGUCCAGAGGAAGCCGCUUACCGUUGUUGCGGGCGGACGACGCCUCCUCGGUCGUAGCCCGUGUCCGACGCAUCCAAAGCGCCUUCAAGAACCACCCCGAGACCUUGUGCGAGGCGACACGCGGUGAGUUCAACCCCACAACGCUCGAAUGCGCCAUCCACAAGCUUGUGGUGAACGAGUCGUUAGUGCACUUGCACCCACUCCACUGGUGGCUGCACGCCGAUGCGCUGUACCUCUAUCCCUACAAGAUCUCGCCGGCGCUUCUCGCUGCAUUUUUUCACUUUGACUUUGGCCCGCACCGCCUGUCCAUCAUGCACUUCAAGCCGCACGAGCAGCCCGAGCUGGAUGCUUGGCACAACACGCUCCGAGCUGCGCCAUCUUCAGAAGGGCUGCCCGUGCCGCCGACACCCUCUUCUCUCGACGACAUUGAAGAAGCACUCGCUGGUCUCUCGCACAUUGUGGGUACAUAUGGCUCCCAGGCGCUGCAGACGCUCGUGUACACGGCCCAGUUUGCUGUCUUGAGCCUCGUACGUGAGUUUCGCGACGUCAAAUCUUGGGACCUGCCGGCGUUCAUUCGCUUUUUGGAUGAAAAGAUGCACGCGUUUCGGGCGGCAGUCGUCGCCGACGUGCUUGCGACACCCGCCACGGCCAAGCACACAAUCGUUCAUGAGCAGUUGAAGCGCAGGUCGGCCGCGAUGGGGCUCUUCGUCUCGGAACUGCUGCUCGGGCGUCCGAUGCCAGUUGCAAACGCGACCUCGACCGAGCUGCCGACGAUGCCGGCCGGCACCAAGCGCAAGCCGACCAGCCGCAAAUCGAACAAGAAGACGAAGAACAAGACGGCCAAUAUGUUCACGACCUAUGCCAAGUGCAUGUACGAGGAUGUCAUGGGACGGUGA